Messenger RNA from Chrysochloris asiatica (Cape golden mole), 1293 nucleotides. It is a transcript of the gene PBX2, whose product is annotated as pre-B-cell leukemia homeobox 2. The transcript has 9 exons. Gene Ontology annotation, biological process: brain development; regulation of transcription by RNA polymerase II; eye development. Gene Ontology annotation, cellular component: nucleus. The record is from RefSeq and is a predicted model, not a curated record. Gene Ontology annotation, molecular function: RNA polymerase II cis-regulatory region sequence-specific DNA binding; DNA-binding transcription factor activity, RNA polymerase II-specific. Lineage: Eukaryota; Metazoa; Chordata; Mammalia; Afrosoricida; Chrysochloridae. The coding region runs from base 1 to 1293 and encodes 430 amino acids.
AUGGACGAGCGGCUGCUGGGGCCGCCCCCUCCAGGCGGGGGCCGGGGGGGUCUGGGAUUGGUGGGCGGGGAGCCUGGGGGCCCUGGCGAGCCUCCCGGUGGCGGAGAUCCGGGUGGGGGCAGCGGGGGGGUCCCGGGAGGCCGAGGGAAGCAAGACAUCGGGGACAUUCUGCAGCAGAUAAUGACCAUCACCGACCAGAGCCUGGACGAGGCCCAGGCCAAGAAACAUGCCCUAAAUUGCCACAGAAUGAAGCCUGCUCUGUUUAGCGUCCUGUGUGAAAUCAAGGAGAAAACUGGCCUCAGCAUCCGAAGCUCCCAAGAGGAGGAGCCGGUGGACCCACAGCUGAUGCGCUUGGACAACAUGCUUCUGGCAGAGGGUGUGGCAGGACCCGAGAAAGGCGGGGACUCAGCAGCAGCUGCUGCAGCUGCUGCAGCCUCUGGGGGUGGCGUGUCCCCUGACAACUCCAUCGAACACUCUGACUACCGCAGCAAACUCGCCCAGAUCCGCCACAUCUAUCACUCCGAGUUGGAGAAGUAUGAGCAGGCAUGUAAUGAGUUCACAACCCACGUCAUGAACCUGCUGAGAGAGCAGAGCCGAACUCGGCCUGUGGCACCCAAGGAGAUGGAGCGCAUGGUGAGCAUCAUCCAUCGGAAAUUCAGUGCCAUCCAGAUGCAGCUCAAGCAGAGCACCUGUGAGGCUGUCAUGAUUCUUCGUUCCCGAUUCCUAGAUGCCAGAAGAAAACGCCGAAACUUCAGCAAACAGGCCACCGAGGUCCUAAAUGAGUAUUUCUACUCCCACCUGAGUAACCCGUAUCCUAGUGAGGAGGCUAAGGAGGAGCUCGCCAAGAAGUGUGGCAUUACUGUCUCUCAGGUCUCCAACUGGUUUGGCAACAAGCGGAUUCGCUAUAAGAAAAACAUUGGAAAGUUCCAAGAGGAGGCAAAUAUCUAUGCUGUCAAAACCGCUGUCUCAGUCACUCAGGGGGGCCACAGCCGCACCAGCUCCCCGACUCCCCCUUCUUCUGCAGGCUCUGGUGGCUCCUUCAAUCUCUCAGGAUCCGGAGACAUGUUUCUGGGGAUGCCUGGGCUCAACGGAGAUUCCUAUUCUGCUUCCCAGGUGGAAUCACUUCGACACUCCAUGGGGCCUGGGAGCUACGGGGAUAACCUCGGGGGAGGUCAGAUGUACAGCCCCAGGGAAAUGAGGGCAAAUGGUGGCUGGCAGGAGGCUGUAACUCCGUCCUCAGUGACAUCCCCUACAGAAGGACCAGGGAGCGUUCACUCAGACACUUCCAACUGA